CACACCACCCUCUUCUACUUUUCCUCUUUUUUUUUUGGUCGGCAGAGCGACAUGGUUGCUUGUCCGGGGAGCGGUCGUUGCUGCCAUGCCCGCCAUGAAUCGCGCGCCGCCCACAUGGCCGCCGGCGAGGCCCCGCAAGCCGCCGGUGCUAGCCCAGCCUCCAGGAGUCCGGCGCUGGCCUCCGUCAGGUUUCACGCACCGUCGGUGACUGCAGCUCGUCCGGAGAUCGCCGGAGCGUCGCUCGCGCGCGGUGGCCAGCAACGGUGACCAGUGAGGGACACCGCUCGCCGCCGGGUGGAGACGUACUCCUGGACGGGGGUGGCCUCGGACGGCCGUGGAGCUGCCACGGGUUACAUUACAGGAUGGAGUGGGGCUUGUUCUCGUUCUGCUCAGCAGGGUUCCUUCCUGCCUCCCGCCGCGCUUGAGCUAGCCCACUACACAGCCGGCUCCGCUGUUCUUCACCAUCAGCCAACUCCGAUCAGCUCAUUCUACUGGCCUGAAUGCAAUGGCCUCCGCCUCCGCUUGCUUGGGGCCAGGGGCCUCGUUUGGCGGCGGCGUCUGGCCGGUUUGCAUUGUGCCCUCUGGCGUGUCGUCGGAUGGGAACUAUUUUUUGGUUUAGUUAUCCUUGUUCUUCAUUUACAGUAGUAGUACCUUUUCUUACCAAUCAUGCCGGGCUGUUUGCAUUUACAGUAGUAGUACCUUUUCUUACCAAUCAUGUGCAAAUGUAAAGCCUACCAAAACUACUGGCUACUUGGCCAUAUUCUAAUGCUCGUGAUUAGAGAACGUCGGCAUCAAAAGAACAGAGGUCAGGUUAGGGCAAUUUACUAUCUUGGUGCUGCAUCCUCAACUGUGCCUUUUCUAGUUUUCAAUUCCUUGGCUGAAGUUUGUGCAAAUCAAACCAUGAUUGACACAGGUCUUUAAUAUUUUCCUCCCUGCAGAAUCUCUCUAACAAAAUCCUGCUGAAUGCCGUCAAAGCAUUCUCCCCUCUGAAGCUCCGGCUGGGCGGCUCCUUGCAAGAUAUGUUGAUAUAUGACACCGGUGACUCUGGGCAACCAUGCACUCCAUUCGUGAAGAACACGUCUGCGAUGUUCGGUUUCUCGCAAGGGCAAAAAUUAUUUUUGGGUUGAAUGCUCUGAAUGGCCGGGUCCCAAUGCCUGAUGGUUCUUUAGGGGGGCCAUGGAAUUACACGAACGCAGCUUCUUUUAUUCGCUGCACCGUCAACAAAGGCUACGAUAUCCAUGGAUGGGAGCUCGGAAAUGAACUCAGUGGUAGUGGAGUUGGAGCCCGGAUUGAUGCGGACCAAUAUGCAGCAGACGUGAUCAAUCUGAAACACAUCAUUGACAGCACCUACCAAGGCAACCCAUCAAAGCCUCUAGUACUUGCACCAGGAGGCUUCUUUGACGCAGCCUGGUUCACUGAACUCGUCAGCAAAACAAGGGCAGGUCAAAUGGAUGUGAUCACUCAUCAUAUCUAUAAUUUAGGCCCUGGUGUUGAUGACCAUCUUAUUGAGAAGAUUCUCAAUCCAUCUUACCUUGAUGGCGAGGCAAGCACAUUCAGCAAUCUUCAGGGGAUACUGAAGUCUGCAGGGACGUCCACUGUUGCCUGGGUUGGCGAAGCUGGAGGGGCUUACAACAGUGGUCACCACCUUGUAACUGAUGCAUUUGUGUUCAGCUUCUGGUAUCUGGAUCAGCUUGGGAUGUCAUCAAAGUAUGACACAAAAAGUUACUGUAGACAGACCUUGGUUGGUGGGAACUAUGGCCUGCUCAACACAACUACAUUUGAACCAAAUCCUGACUAUUACAGUGCAUUAUUAUGGCAUCGCCUCAUGGGAACCACGGUCCUCUCGGCGACAUUCAAUGGCACAAAUAAGAUCCGUACUUAUGCACAUUGCGCGAAAAAUUCGGAAGGGAUUACUCUGCUCCUGAUCAAUCUCAGUGGCAACAAUACAAACAGCAUUUACGUGACGAGCAAUGGCGCCCAGACCCAGAGUGCAAGGAAGGAGGGCAGAAGGUUUAGUCACAUUCCUGGUCUUGGUGAAGCAGCCGAACUUACAAGAGAAGAGUACCAUCUCACUCCGAAAGACGGGAACUUGCAGAGCCAACAAGUGUUACUGAAUGGCAAAGUGUUGGCAACUGACGCCAAUGGAGACAUCCCAAAGCUGGAGCCAAUGCAAGUGGAGGGAACAAAGCCCAUAACCGUGGGUCCUUACUCCAUUGUGUUUGCUCACAUCCCCAGCUUCUAUGCUCCUGCCUGUAGGUAGAUAUUUUAUAUGAUUUUUUCACCUUCUCGGUGUGAAUGCUGCUAUUGUCAUAGAUUAGAUGAUGUCUGGGUGAUCGGCGAAGCCUGUUCACCUGCACAUGAAGUAAGCUGUAAGGCUGAAAGAUUUGUGAUUUGUCAUUCAUUUAAGAAAAGAAUUGUCCAGAUAAUGGUUGAGCAAAAGGAAAGGAAAAUGAUAAUAAAUAAAGUAAAAGAGAAGAUUUUCAGUUUUGGUC
Panicum virgatum (switchgrass) is the source of this 2492-nucleotide messenger RNA. RefSeq names its product heparanase-like protein 3. The record is from RefSeq and is a predicted model, not a curated record. The coding region runs from base 1055 to 2260 and encodes 401 amino acids. Lineage: Eukaryota; Viridiplantae; Streptophyta; Magnoliopsida; Poales; Poaceae. Gene Ontology annotation, cellular component: membrane; plant-type cell wall. Gene Ontology annotation, molecular function: beta-glucuronidase activity. The transcript has 8 exons.